Molecule: messenger RNA, 1590 nt
Organism: Mytilus trossulus (common blue mussel)
Lineage: Eukaryota; Metazoa; Mollusca; Bivalvia; Mytilida; Mytilidae
Product: E3 ubiquitin-protein ligase TRIM13-like
Exons: 3
Coding region: 1-1590 (529 amino acids)
Molecular function (GO): protein binding
Source: RefSeq, a predicted model, not a curated record
AUGGCGACUCCCACUAAGGAUACAACACAUUUCGAUGAUUUAUUAACUUGUUCAAUUUGUUUAGAAAAAUUCAAGAUUCCAAAACAUCUACCAUGUCUUCAUACGUUUUGUGAAUCAUGUAUCAAUACCUACAUUGUGUCAUCUCUGGAAAAGGGAAAGAUUACAGAGGGAUUCAAAUGUCCCAUAUGUCGAAAGAUUGUAUCAAAGGAAAUAGACCAGCUAGAAAUAUGUGCAGCCGUGUUGCCAACAAACCAUUUUGUAGCUUCUAUGUUGGAUAAACGUUCUAUGCAAAAGGAAGAAAAAAUGUGUGAUUCCUGUCAAAGCAUCCAGAGAAGAUCAUCGAUUUUUUUUUGUUUAGAUCAUUCCCAACCUUGUUGUACGUCGUGCGCUACACUUUCACACCGUAAAUGUGAAAAUGUAACUUCAAUCCAAAAAGCCGCUUCCGGUAUCAAACAGUCACCGAAAGCGUUAGGCUUAUCAGAACGGCUAAAAGACCAUUUCAAAAAUUUAAGUGAAAUUAUUGAUGAUCGAAAUGAAAAUUUAGCUAAUGUUGAUAAUUCAAUAGAAGAGAUUGCUACACGAGUGACUGCUAUCAAAAGGGAACUUUUACAUCAUAUAGACAGAAUAGAAGAAAGACUGAAAGGUGAGUUAACAUCAACCAAGAACGCUGUCAAAAACUGGAAAGCGGUGAUUAAUUAUGUUCUGGAACAUGGGUCCGAGCAACAGUGCCUGAUUGAAGUCGAUAAAAUUGAACCAGAGGUCUCUGAACUAGAAGGACAAUUGAACGACUUGAUAAAAAAUAUAAAGACAGUAUCAGUAUUAUUAAGUCCGUCAUCUAGCAUAGAUGAUUUUGAGAAGAAUACCAAGACCUUAGGAGGCUUUCAAGUUGACGAAGCACCAAAUAAUUUAUUUGGUAGUAAUGUCGACUUCCGAACCGGAAAUAUUAGGAUAGUAAAAAUUAUCGACGUUUGUAAUGGUGGAGGUUUUAGGAGUGGCAUUUUUGUAGGAGACUGUCUACUCUUCACAGUUCGUCCGAAGAAAAAAGUAGUGAAAUAUUCUGGCGAUGGUAAAAGCUUGCUUUCAGAAUUGGCCCUUCAAUGUGAACCUCAUGAUAUUGCUGUGAUAACGAUAAUAAACGUUGCGGUAUCAUCUUCGGAGAAUAUUGUAUAUAUAGUGGACAAAGAUAAGAUGACAUUUUUACAAACUUUGACAUUACCAGAGAUACCAGUAUAUGGAUUAUGUUUUGUAAAUGAAGACCAAUUCAUAACUGGUAGUGGUUCCACACUUACAUGGAUAAAUGUAUCAUCUGGACAAAAAGUGAACCAACGAAAGACAAAUGGUCAAUCGUAUUUUGUGUUAUCAAUUAAGCAGUCUGAUUAUAUUCAUGCUGACAGUAGAAGUAUCCAGUAUGUAGUUGGUAAUACAACAAAGUUUACAUAUACAGACGAUCAACUAAAUUGUCCAAGAGGGAUUGGAAUUGACUUUGCGGGAAACAUCUACAUUGCUGAUUAUAAUUCUAUGAACAUCCACCAAAUAACGAAAGAUGGGCAAUUAAUAAGAUUAAUUCCGGGGAAAGUCGUGGGAUUAUAA